Vicia villosa (hairy vetch) is the source of this 512-nucleotide messenger RNA. RefSeq names its product arabinogalactan protein 41-like. Lineage: Eukaryota; Viridiplantae; Streptophyta; Magnoliopsida; Fabales; Fabaceae. The transcript has 2 exons. The record is from RefSeq and is a predicted model, not a curated record. Bases 137 to 316 code for a protein of 59 amino acids.
CCUCUUUCAUUUUCACCACCCGAACAUCUUUCUCCAACACAAGUCUUGUUUUUUUCUUUUCAUUUCUCUCUCCUUUCUUUCUCUUCAAAAAUUAAUAGAGAGAGUGAAGGAGAGAGAGAAAAACAAAACAUAGAUCAUGGCUUCAUUUAGGGUGGUUGUCUUCCUUUGCAUCAUUUAUGCAACUCUUAUGUCUGUCGUUUCUUCGCAAUCUAUUGCACCUGCUCCAGCUCCUACAAGCGAUGGAACUACCAUUGAUCAAGCGGUUGCAUGUUUACUAAUGCUUUUCGCUUUGGUGCUCACCUAUAUCAUUCAUUAAUUUAUUCAUCACAGAUUUCUCAUUUGCUUCUAAUUCUUAGUACAUGGAUGGCAACAGAGCUUAAUUUUUUAGGCAAAGAUGCAUUUAUUCAUGUCAUAAUUAGAGAGGAGGGUGAGAUUUUAAUUGGGGAAAUGCGUUGUGUAUAAUUCUCUUGUGCUUCCAAUAAAAAUCUCAUUUUAACUUUCCAGUUUCUCUA